Molecule: messenger RNA, 1694 nt
Organism: Rubroshorea leprosula
Lineage: Eukaryota; Viridiplantae; Streptophyta; Magnoliopsida; Malvales; Dipterocarpaceae
Source: the annotation of a GenBank genome assembly
GUUUGAAGCUGUGUUGAGAGAAACAUUUGAGGCCAUUCAAUCUACAAUUAUAAGGCAUGAAAGCUAUGAACUAAUACUUGUCAAUUCAGUUUCUAUUAGCUCAAACAAUUAAAAAAAAAAAACUCCUGUUUACGGAGGACUCAUUUCAGCCCCACAACCUCAAUCAAGCACCUUUAAAGCCAUCUUCAGCACUUCUAACUUCAACCCGUGUUCCCUCACUAAACUUCUCCCCAAUCCUUGAAUUGUUAGGUUCCAACUUUUCUUCAGUCAACAAAUUGAUAGACUCCAACUUCUUUUCAGAUAUUGACUGAUUAGAAUCCAGUUUUAUCUCCUCAGCCACUCCAUUGUCUGACUUCAUGCCUUUUGUUGUGUGCAGUUUAAGAAGUUAAUGGAUGAGGACACAAACUCCACAAGACAUCAGGAAUUGCAGCCCAGCGGGGAAUAAAGAUGUGAAACCAAGCGGCAUCCUUUGAAGAAUGUUUCCCAAAAGAGAUUAUCUUCCCACAAAAUCCCACUAUUUUCAUAAACUAACUUAACCCUUUCCCGCUAGCUCAAAACUCACUGAAACUAAUUACAACUAGGAGAGAAAGAACAUGGACUCUAGAUCACUCAGAAAGUAUGUAUCCAUCAUGAAUGCAAGUCUGCAUUAUAAGCUUAUAGCAUCAGACAGCAACCCCCAUGAAAACACUGAAGUAGUAUAAAUAACAAGUACAAAAUUUGUCACUUCAUCACCAUCCAAUUCAGUUAUUUUAUUAAUCAAACUUCAUAUCCCCAUUAUAACAUCCUUAACCAAGGCAAAUUGUACAUAACUUCUACAUGGCCAUGUAUGGGGAAGAGUAAAGAAGCAAAUGAAAGAAGUAUAUCAUCACUCAUUAGAAAUGGUUGCAAAACACAUAAUUUAACACCACAAAAAGGAAAAACUUAAUGUCAGAAGUAUCUGCGGUGGAGAAAAAAUUAAAAUCAUCAUCACAAACAUGAUAGUUCAAAGAAACUUUCCAAAUAUUCCAAAAGCUUAACCAUGUACUAUAAAUCUUUUGAAUUGAAGCACAAGGAAUUAGAAAGGAAGAAUCUACUCAGUUCCAAUAGAAUCACAAGGCGGAGAAACAUAAAAGUGAAAGAAAUAAAGUUUGCUCAUUCUAUUCAGAGGAGCAUAUUAAGAAAAGUUCUAAUGAUAAAUCAUACAGAGACACAUUUUCUAAAUGUUUUUAACAAAAGCAAAAUAACAAAAUAGUCAACAAACACUUAUCAAAGACUCUUGGCAACUUAAAUUGGCAAAGAAGCAUUUCUUACAUGCUAUACACUAGUCAUUCCUCAAAAACAAAUGGAAACAAGUUUAUUAAUGCAACAUUAAGUGCUUUCAAUCACAAAGACACGUGAUGUAAGUAACUUUUUGAACUUAACAGAAGCUUUAAAGGUUAAGAAUUUAGUACAUUAUCAUAAUUUUUCAUUUAGUACAAGGCAUUUUUGGCCCACAUGUAGUCAGAGGAGUUGAUUGAAUCAAUUUUUUGAAUAAAUACUUAUACAAGGCUUCACUCAAACAAUGAGCAUACAGGGGCAACAUUACCCAAUUAAUUUCCUAUUAAGAAUUCACAUGGGGUUUUUUAUUCCUGGUAACCCAGUAACAUAAUUGAUUGUAUAUAUAAAGGAAAGAAGCAGAACAAAGCAAAUUCCUUUAUUAAAUCCUUUAUUAACCC